Molecule: messenger RNA, 1713 nt
Organism: Microthlaspi erraticum
Lineage: Eukaryota; Viridiplantae; Streptophyta; Magnoliopsida; Brassicales; Brassicaceae
Source: the annotation of a GenBank genome assembly
AUGGCGAGCCUUGUCUUCAAUACGCCAUGGCUUAAGGUUAGGUCUUUACCUGGGCUUGCUCCUACUUUCCUCCGACGUCGUCAAUGCUCUUUACUCACCUGCUCCCGGCGAAGCUUCGCGGUGGUUGCGUGUUCUUCGCCGAGUGAUAAUGGUGGGUCUGUCAGAGUCCGUUUCGCGCCUUCUCCUACUGGUAACCUCCACGUGGGUGGAGCAAGGACUGCUCUCUUCAACUACCUUUUCGCGAGGUCUAAAGGAGGGAAAUUUGUGCUGAGAAUCGAGGAUACGGAUUUGGAGAGAUCAACACGUGAAUCCGAAGCAGCUGUUCUUCAGGAUCUCUCAUGGCUUGGUCUUGAUUGGGAUGAAGGACCUGGGGUUGGUGGAGACUUUGGUCCGUAUCGGCAAUCCGAAAGAAAUGCUCUUUACAAACAAUACGCAGAGAAGCUUUUAGAGUCAGGCCAUGUCUAUCGAUGCUUUUGCUCCAGUGAGGAACUUGUGAAAAUGAAAGAGAUUGCAAAGUUAAAACAGUUGCCUCCAGUGUAUACUGGUAAAUGGGCAACAGCUUCUGAUGCUGAAGUAGAGCAAGAGUUAGAAAAGGGAACACCUUUCACUUACCGUUUUCGUGUGCCAAAGGAAGGUUCUUUGAAAAUUAAUGACCUGAUUCGUGGUGAGGUAUGUUGGAACUUGGAUACACUGGGAGAUUUUGUGGUAAUGAGGAGUAAUGGCCAACCAGUUUACAACUUUUGUGUUACGGUUGAUGAUGCUACCAUGGCUAUUUCACAUGUUAUAAGGGCUGAAGAACAUUUGCCUAAUACUUUGAGGCAGGCUCUAAUUUACAAGGCUUUGGAGUUCCCAAUGCCUCAGUUUGCACAUGUUUCUUUAAUUCUAGCUCCGGAUAGAAGUAAACUGUCGAAGCGACAUGGUGCAACUUCUGUAGGACAGUACAGAGAGAUGGGAUAUUUGCCUCAGGGAAUGGUUAACUAUUUGGCACUCUUAGGUUGGGGAGACGGCACUGAAAAUGAAUUUUUCACACUCGAGCAACUUGUUGAGAAAUUCUCGAUUGAACGUGUCAACAAAAGUGGCGCUAUUUUCGAUUCUACAAAGUUAAGAUGGAUGAAUGGUCAACAUCUGAGGGCACUUCCAUUUGAUAAACUAACAAAGCUUGUCGGUGAGCGAUGGAAGAGCGCUGGCAUCUUAGCAGAAUCCGAGGGAAGUUUUGUAGAUGAAACCGUGGAGCUUCUCAAGGAUGGGAUUGAUUUGGUGACAGAUUCAGACAAAGUACUUUUGAACUUGCUAUCAUAUCCUUUACACGCUACAUUGGCUAGCGCUGAAGCUAAGCCUGCAGUUGAAGACAAGCUUCAUGAAGUAGCAGCCAGCCUCAUAGCUGCUUAUGACAGCGGUGAGAUUCAGAGCGCUUUAGCAGAAGGACCAAGUGGUUGGCAGAAAUGGGUGAAAGCCUUUGGCAAAUCAAUGAAACGCAAAGGGAAAUCACUUUUCAUGCCACUAAGAGUGUUGCUAACGGGAAAGCUCCAUGGACCUGAGAUGGCGACCAGUAUUGUUCUGAUUCACAAAGCUGGAAGUCCUGGUUUAGUGGUUCCUCAGGCUGGGUUUGUGUCCAUGGAGGAACGGUUUAAGAUUCUUAAGGAGGUAGACUGGGAUGCUCUUAACAAUGGCGAAAGUGUGCCUCUUGAAUCUACAGCUGCAGUAUCAACCUGA